AUGACGGACAAGCUUCCCCCUCCGUUGCUGGCGCUCUUCCAGCCUCGCCCACCCCUACGUUGGGUCACUCCCAUUGAUCGCGCCCCCGAAGACGUCAAAAAGAGCAAAAUCUCAGGCAUCGCGCAAUUCCUUCCCGAAGCGAAAAAGGUAGCAGAGGAGACUGAAUACAACCCAGUCGAAACCUGGUUGCAGCGCAAAUGGCGUCAAAAACUGGAAAACAAGGAGCGGUUGAAUAAGCAUUUGACCGAAGGCUUCGAGCUUUUUGACCCUAAUAAUGAUGCGCAAGCACGCGGUGAUCCUUUCAAGUCUCUUUUCGUUUCUCGGUUAAGCUAUGAAGUGACCGAACAAGAUCUGGAGAGAGAGUUCGGACGAUUCGGUCCUAUCGAAAGAAUUCGCAUUGUAAAAGAUACCGUUACGCCUAAAGGUUCGAAGAAGCCACACCGAGGUUACGCAUUUAUCGUUUAUGAACGCGAAAAAGACAUGAAAGCGGCCUACAAGGAAACAGACGGUAUCAGAAUCAGAGACCGACGUGUCUUGGUCGAUGUUGAACGUGGCCGAACCGUGAAAGGAUGGAAGCCUCGUAGGUUCGGUGGUGGUCUUGGGGGACGAGGUUACACAAAAGCACUGCCUUCACGACCUACUGGCCCAGGGGGCUUUGGCCCGCCUUCUGGACCCGGUGGUUAUGGUGGAGGUUUCCGGGGUGGUUUUGGUGGGAGAGGAGGUUUCAAAGGAGGAUUUCGAAACGACCGUGGAUUCGGACCCCGCGGAGGUAUUGGAUACCAAGGAGGCCGGGGCGGAUUCGGUGGACAGGCGCCACCAAAUGCUCCAUCGGGACCAGGAGGUGGCCGAAGUGGAGGAUUUGGAGGUCGUGACCGCGGUGGCACGGGUAGCAAUCGUGAGCCCAUCCGCCCAAGGGACAGCUAUGGAGAUCGGGACAGGCGAGACCGUGAUCGUGAUGACCGCCGUGACCGUGACAGGGACAGCUAUCGUUACCGCGACCGUGACCGCGAGCGUGAGCGCGACCGCUACGGAGGCAGGGAGGACCAAGGACGAAAGAGAUAUCAUGAAGAUGAUUCAUACGACGAUCCCCGUGCUAAGCGGCGAUACUAA
Messenger RNA from Aspergillus puulaauensis, 1110 nucleotides. Its product is annotated as U1 small nuclear ribonucleoprotein 70 kDa. The transcript is spliced from 4 exons. The record is from RefSeq and is a predicted model, not a curated record. Gene Ontology annotation, biological process: mRNA splicing, via spliceosome. The coding region runs from base 1 to 1110 and encodes 369 amino acids. Gene Ontology annotation, molecular function: U1 snRNA binding; mRNA binding. NCBI's taxonomy places the organism in Eukaryota, Fungi, Ascomycota, Eurotiomycetes, Eurotiales, Aspergillaceae. Gene Ontology annotation, cellular component: precatalytic spliceosome; U1 snRNP; U2-type prespliceosome.